GACUUCAAGGACAGUUUUCAACAGCCAUGGAUCAGAAAAACAAAAUACAAAUCGAACUCAACCAAAUGGCUCAUCGACUUCAGCAAAGAGAUUCAAGGUGCCAACAAAUGGCUAUGCAGGUAAGCCAACUGGCUGAAGACAGAAGUUACCUUAAUGUUCAGCUUGGGAACCUUUCGAAGUCAUUAAGAGAAAAGGAGAAUGAGCUGCGCUCUUUACAACAUCAAUACAAAAUCCUUUAUCAGACGCACAUGUCACUUCAGUCCAAGAUGAUAGAAUCGGAAACAAAGACCAUUAACAUGGCCAUGCAACGGGCUUCUUCAGUAGAAAUAACUGCAGUUUCAGAGCAGCGAAUUGUUCCAGAAGAAACUAAAAUCACCAUGUCUGCCCCUGACACAGACGAAAUGGAUGAAAUCGGACAACUUUGCUCUAAGUAUGUAUUUUGAUAAUUGUUCUACUGGCUCUAAGUAUGUAUUUUGAUAAUUGUUCUGCUGGCUCUAAGUAUGUA
Messenger RNA from Ostrea edulis (European flat oyster), 505 nucleotides. RefSeq lists its product as uncharacterized. The transcript has 3 exons. Lineage: Eukaryota; Metazoa; Mollusca; Bivalvia; Ostreida; Ostreidae. Bases 27 to 443 code for a protein of 138 amino acids. The record is from RefSeq and is a predicted model, not a curated record.